AUGCCGUUCUCAUUUCAUAGUCAUUCUGGUCAGUUUUGUGAACAUGCAAAGGGCACAUUGGAAGAAGUUGUGCAAGAAGCGAUUAAAAAGAAUUUCAUCAUGUAUGGUUUAUCAGAACAUUGUCCGAGAUAUCGGGAACAAGAUUUAUACCCUGAGGAAUUCCAUUUAAAACCAUCCGACCUUAUAGACACUUUUACUGCCUAUGUGCAUGAGGCUCGAAGACUUCAACAAAAGUACCAAUCACAAAUCACAUUAAUAGUUGGGUUGGAAUCGGAAACAAUUAACUCGUCAUCUUCAACUGAAGCACUAUGCCUUAAGUCAGAACAUAAUCUUGACUAUAUAUUAGGGUCAGUUCAUCACGUCCAUGAGACGCCAAUUGAUUUUGAUGAAGAGCAAUUUGCUAUUGCCUUGAAAAAGUCAUCAAAUGACGAGGAAAAACUGUUUGAAGCAUAUUUUGAUGCGCAGUAUAAGACUUUAAAAGAAGUCAAACCAUUGAUUGUGGGCCAUUUCGAUGUGAUAAGAAUAUACAGGCCGAACUGGCAACUUACACAGACAGUUUGGGAAAAAAUUCAGAGGAAUAUUGAUUAUGCCAUUGACUAUGGUGGUUUAUUCGAAAUUAAUACCGCCGGUUGGAAAGUAGGACUGCCUGACGCAUAUCCACAAAGAGAUAUCCUUCAGUUGAUUAUCUCAAAAGGUGGACGAUGUACAAUAUCUGAUGAUAGUCAUGGACCUUCGACUGUCGGAAGGGACUAUGACAAAUUAUAUAAAUAUCUAAAGGAGAUGGAGAUUUAUACUUUAUAUUACUUAGACUACGGAGAUGAUGGCAAGAGCAUGGUUGUCAAAGAAUUGAAAGACGCCUUGGAGCAUAAGUUUUGGGAUCAGUGGACUUAA
Paraglomus occultum is the source of this 891-nucleotide messenger RNA. The record is from the annotation of a GenBank genome assembly. NCBI's taxonomy places the organism in Eukaryota, Fungi, Glomeromycota, Glomeromycetes, Paraglomerales, Paraglomeraceae.